Molecule: messenger RNA, 3248 nt
Organism: Grammomys surdaster
Lineage: Eukaryota; Metazoa; Chordata; Mammalia; Rodentia; Muridae
Gene: Vcam1
Product: vascular cell adhesion molecule 1
Exons: 9
Coding region: 97-2304 (735 amino acids)
Biological process (GO): cell-cell adhesion
Cellular component (GO): membrane
Molecular function (GO): integrin binding
Source: RefSeq, a predicted model, not a curated record
UUCACUCACACCAGCCUGGCUGGCUUUGGGAGCUGAACCCUUUUCCCAGACACUUUCACGUGGGGCACAAAGAAGGCUUUGAAGCAGAGACUUGAAAUGCCUGUGAAGAUGGUCGCGAUCUUUGGAGCCUCAACGGUACUUUGGAUACUGUUUGCAGUCUCUCAAGCUUUUAAAAUCGAGGUCUCCCCUGAACACAGAACGAUAGCUCAGAUUGGAGAUUCCAUGUCCCUGACUUGCAGCACCACAGGCUGUGAGCCACCAUCAUUCUCAUGGAGAACCCAGAUAGACAGCCCACUAAACGGGAAGGUGAGGACAGAGGGGGCCAAGUCCAUUCUGACCAUGGAUCCUGUCAGUUUUGAAAAUGAACACUCUUACCUGUGCACAGCAACAUGUGGCACUGGGAAGCUGGAAAGAGGAAUCCGAGUGGACAUCUACUCAUUCCCUAAGGAUCCAGAGAUUCAAUUCAGUGGCCCUCUGGAGGUUGGAAAGCCAGUGACCAUCAAGUGUUUGGUUCCAGAUGUUUAUCCGGUUGACAGGCUGGAGAUAGGUCUGUUCAAGGGUGAUCGUCUCUUGAAGAAUCAGGAGUUUCUAGAAGAGAUGUCAAAGAAGUCUCUGGAAACCAAGAGUUUGGAAGUAACCUUUACUCCUGUCAUUGAAGAUACUGGAAAAACUCUUGUUUGCCGAGCUAAAUUACACAUUGACCCAAUUGAUUCUAUGCCCAAAGAAAGGGAGACUGUCAAAGAACUACAAGUCUAUACCUCUCCCACCAAUACAGAGAUCUCUGUGCAUCCCUCCACAAGGCUUCAUGAGGGAGGUGCUGUGACGAUGACCUGUUCCAGCGAGGGUCUACCAGCUCCUGAGAUUUUCUGGAGCAAGAAAUUAGAUAAUGGAGUUCUCCAGCUCCUCUCAGGAAAUGCCACCCUCACCUUAAUUGCUAUGAGAAUGGAAGAUUCUGGAAUCUAUGUGUGUGAAGGAGUUAAUCUGAUUGGGAGAGACAAAACAGAGGUGGAAUUAGUUGUUGAAGAGAAACGAUUUACUGUUGACAUCUCCCCCGGAUCUCAGGUGUCCGCACAGGUUGGGGAUUCAGUUGUUCUGACAUGUGCUGCUGUUGGCUGUGACUCCCCUUCUUUUUCUUGGAGAACCCAAGCAGGCAGUCCCCUCAAUGGGGAGGUGAGGAAUGAGGGAGCCAAAUCCACACUGACGUUGAGCUCUGUGAGUUUUGAGAAUGAACACUCUUACCUGUGCGCUGUGACCUGUCUACAAAGGACACUGGAGAAGGGAAUCCAGGUGGAGGUCUACUCAUUCCCUGAAGACCCAGAAAUCGAGAUGAGUGGGCCACUUGUGCAUGGGAGACCUGUCACUGUCAACUGCACAGUCCCUAAUGUGUACCCCUUUGACCAUCUGGAGAUUGAAUUGCUGAAGGGGGAGACUACACUGAUGAGUAAAUAUUUUUCGGGGGAAAUGGGCAUAAAGUCUCUAGAAACCAAAAAUUUGGAAGUGACCUUCAUCCCCACUGCUGAAGAUACUGGGAAAGCUCUUGUUUGCCUCGCUAAGUUACACAGUGGUGAAAUGGAAUCUGAACCCAAACAAAGGCAGAGUACACAGCCUCUUUAUGUCAGUGUUGCCCCCAAGGAAACAACCAUCUUGGUGAGUCCCUCUGCUGUCCUAGAGGAGGGCAGUCCUGUGAACCUGACCUGCUCAAGUGAUGGUUUUCCAGCUCCCCAAAUCCUAUGGAGCAGACAGCUAAAUAAUGGGGAACUGCAGCCUCUUUCUGAAAAUACUACCCUCACCUUUGCAUCUACAAAAAUGGAAGAUUCCGGCAUUUAUGUGUGUGAAGGGGUUAACCAGGCUGGAAUUAGCAAAACAUCGGUUAAACUGAUUGUCCAAGACAUACAGCUUACAGUCUUUCCGUCUAAGAGCGUCAAAGAGGGAGACACCGUCAUUAUCUCUUGCACUUGUGGAAAUAUGCUGGAAACGUGGAUAAUCCUGAAGAAGAAAGCAAAGACAGGAGACAUGGUGUUAAAGUCUGUUGAUGGCUCAUACACCAUCCGCAAGGCACAGCUGCAGGAUGCCGGCGUAUACGAGUGUGAAUCUAAAACUGAAGUUGGCUCACAAUUAAGAAGUUUAACACUUGAUGUAAAAGGAAAAGAAAAUAACAAGGACUCCUUUUCCCCCGAACUUCUUGCACUCUACUGUGCAUCCUCCUUGGUAAUACCUGCCAUCGGGAUGAUCGUUUACUUUGCAAGAAAAGCCAACAUGAAAGGAUCAUACAGUCUGGUGGAGGCACAGAAAUCAAAAGUGUAGCUAACAUCUGAAAUGCUUGAAAAAAAAAAAGACAUUAUUUAUAAAACCCAGAUCCUUGAUACUCUUAGUUACAGCCCCAUCCCCUCCACAAACCAAGCUAUGCAUUCAGAUUUCCCAGAACCCUUCUCAGAAAAGAGGGAAAAGAAGUGGCUGCUUGAUCCUUUGCUGAAUGCAAGAAGCCAACCAGAAAUACUCUGCUUGACAAGUCCCCAUCAUCGAAGUGACUGGAACAGUCCCAUGAUGUGUAUAUAAAUAGCAUAAUCUGUAUAUAUGUAAAAUAAAAUUAUGUCAUCGCAAGUUUGUUUAGAGUAGCAGCACUCCACAUGCAGGUCAGAAUGUAAUCAGAAAGUGUUGCUUGAAUUGACUGUUGUAACUUAAUGCUCCUUAGGAAAGUUUAAUAUUAAUGUUAAUGUUGACUAGGCAGCUGACCAGUGUCACCUUUUUACAUUUUAUUUUCUUCAAUCUAAUUUUAUUCCUGUGAAUUUUAUUGACAAUGAUUUCCUGUUUUUAAAAGAAGCCAGGGUUUUAUAUUUUUAUAGGCAAAUGGUAAAGAGGUCACUGGGUUGACUUUCAGGUACUACUUUCCUAAUUCAUGGUAUAAUGGUUAAGCAGUUUUUUCUAGGUGGUACUGUACGGUACGGGGACAUGUCUCUUCACUGAGAUCUUGUGUAAUGACUAACAUGGUUUAAAUGCAACUUCAUUUGACUUAUCUUUCAUAAAUACUAUAGUAAAGUGAAAAUUUCUGAACAUAGAAGAGUUGUGUAUCAUUUGUUGUAAAUUUAUCUCUAAUUAUUGUGUUGUUCUAGAAUUUGCAGUUAUAAGAGUGAAAACUUUAAACUAUUAAUAUAAUACAGAUGAUAUUCAAAGCAUGGCCUUUAGACUACUCUUAUCAAAAUCACCACAAGAAUAUGAUAAAAUAAACAGAUUUAUUCAUAUCCUCUUAA